UUUUUCAUAUUUAAAUUUGGAAAAAGAAAAAGGAAUGAAUACUGAGGAAUAAAUAAAUGUAAUCGCGUAAUUGUUAAUUGGGUUAAAUGGAGGACGAUGAGUUGAAAGCGAUUCUCAGGGAAGCGUUCGGCGAUUCAUCGUCAGACAGCGACGGCGAAGCGUCGCCUGAACGGCGAGAACUAGUUCAAUUCAACCAUUCGAACAGUGAAAUCGGUAGGCCUCAGUCAAUCUUCGGGGAUAACAGUAUUUGGGAACCUAUCUCAGAAAUCAAUGGCCUCUCGAUUUGCAGGGACUUUCUGUCCGCCGAUCAACAGCGUUCCUUGCUCUCCGCUCUUGAAAAAGAGGGAUAUUUGGGUGAAGCCUCGCAAAAUCAGGCAAUGAGAUUUGGAGAUCUUCCCCCAUGGGCACUUGAGCUUUCGCGCAUAAUCCGCGAGAAUGUUCUAUUGAGUGAUAACAGCAAAGAAAGCUGCCUGUUUCCAUCAAAGUUAAUAGGGAGGGAACCACUCUUCAACCAACUUAUCGUAAACAUAUAUCAGCCAGGUGAGGGAAUAUGUGCACAUGUUGACCUUAUGCGGUUCGAAGAUGGAAUAGCAAUAGUCUCGUUGGAGUCGUCCUGUGUGAUGCAUUUCAGCCCAGUCGAAGAUGAAGUCGUCGGUAAAUGCCAAGAGGCGAAUCACAAGUGCGUAACCUCAGCAAAGAUUCCAGUACUUCUAAACCCAGGAUCUGUAAUCUUGAUGUGGGGAGAGGCGCGCUAUCAAUGGAAGCACGAAAUCAAUCGAAAGCCCGGAUUUCAAAACUGGCAGGAACAAGAAAUCGACCAGAAGAGAAGAACCUCUGUUACCCUAAGAAGGCUGUGUGGAACAGAGUAAAGGAAUCUUGUUUCAAAUUACAGUAUUUACUUUUCAAUAUCACGCGAAAUUGUGCGAAAAAACUGUCGAUUUCGAACCCUUGAAAGAUUUAAAAUUUUAUUAGGACGCUUUUAACGUUUUCUUAAA
This is a messenger RNA of Erythranthe guttata (spotted monkey flower), 995 nucleotides long. Its product is annotated as 2-oxoglutarate (2OG) and Fe(II)-dependent oxygenase superfamily protein. Gene Ontology annotation, cellular component: mitochondrial matrix. The record is from RefSeq and is a predicted model, not a curated record. Gene Ontology annotation, biological process: DNA damage response; fatty acid metabolic process. Lineage: Eukaryota; Viridiplantae; Streptophyta; Magnoliopsida; Lamiales; Phrymaceae.